AUGUCGAUCUUGCCGAAAGACGAAGAAACGAACAGGCUGCAGUUUCUUCGAGAAUUCCCUUGGUAUGCCAACGAGAGCUGUGACCAGGUCAGAAAUUUAUUGCCCGUUGUCGAUUGCCCGGGUAGCGUAUGCAUCAAAGCUGUGAUAACGGAGCCGCCAGCGAAACGGGACGUUUGCGUGCAAGGCGGCGCUGUUGUUCGAGAUUGUUGGAGUCGAGUGAUUGGAGAAGACGGCCCCUUUGCGUUGGAUCCGAGAGCACUACGAGAUGUGGUGAAGGUUCCUUUUCAAUCCAUAUUCGUGGAAUGUCCUCUUGAUUCGAUGGUGCAAGGAAAUUUUCAUAGUUCUACUGAUGUUAUAAUCAGACAGCCAAAAGACGAAGAAACGAACAGGCUGCAGUUUCUUCGAGAGUUCCCUUGGUAUGCCAACGAGAGCUGUGACCAGGUACGUGUCAAGCUUAGCUGUCAACUUUACAACGCACACGAUAAACUUUCAUGUGUCGGAAAUCAGAAAUUUAUUGUCCGUUGUCGUUUGCCCGGAUACGUCUGCAUCAAAGCUGUGAUAACGGAGCCGCCAGCGAAACGGGAUGUUUGCGGUAUGGCUUAUAAUAAUUCGGCUUUCUGUAAAAUCGUACGCCGACUCAUUUUGUUGUAA
Molecule: messenger RNA, 651 nt
Organism: Haemonchus placei
Lineage: Eukaryota; Metazoa; Nematoda; Chromadorea; Rhabditida; Trichostrongylidae
Source: the annotation of a GenBank genome assembly